AUGGUUCUGUCACUCCUAGUCAGCUUCGGCACGGCCGUCGGUGCCCAUGAGGGCAUCAAAGCCUCCAUGGCCAAGUCCCGAAAGGAGGAGCAUCGAAGUCGGAAGAACAACCUUAUUGUCCACUGCCCCAAGUCAUCCCAGUACAGCCCUUAUCUCGAGGGGCGGCGGGUGCUUUACAUUGACACUGGCACCGCUCACGAUGUCCCUUUCGGCCAUCCCUUUGAGGGAUACUACAUCCCUUAUCCCGACUCUCGGUACGCGGGGCUGGUGACCACCAUCACGCCUGAAGCACCAAUCAUGAACUGGGUGUUUAUGGACCCUCUCACUUACUCAUUCCAAUUUGGUGUUCGUGCUGUGGCAGAUGCCAACCUGACUGGGCCCUGGGAUUGCACCCGUCAAGAUCGCCGACUUACUUUCUGCGGCUGGGAAGGAUUUUGUGCCGUUCUUGAGGAUAGUGGCGUUUGGGGUCUAUACUAUGACUUCGACGGCGAUGGAAUGAGAAAGAAGUUUGGCCAAGAGGGUCGCGUGGUGAUUGAGAUUGAGCUCAUCAGAAGUGAACUCAGAACACCAAAGCCAGAACCUGAACCAGAGCCCCAGCCAGAGCAAGACGUGACUGCAACAGCUGAGCAGAAAGAUGAAUCGGCUCAACAAAAAGGAGAAAACUCGACAGAGCCAGAGAGUUUCAGUCCAGAGAGAGUCGAUGCUCCAUCAAAACCUGUCCAGGAAUUCGGGGUCACCUUGGAGGAGAAGAUGGAGAGGAUGUAUGUUGGAAAGGUGGAGGAUGAGGAGACUUACUCUGUAAUAUCUGAGCCAUUAUCGACAAUGUCUACGCUAUCGACAGCCAGCGGUGGCAUGCCAAAAAAGAGGAGGAAAAGGAGAAGCAGGGCAAAAAAGUACCAGAGCCCGAGCAUUGAGAAUUCGGAAGAAGAAAAGGGACAGCUGAGGUCUAAGGCCUAG
Messenger RNA from Colletotrichum aenigma, 957 nucleotides. RefSeq lists its product as uncharacterized. The transcript has 2 exons. NCBI's taxonomy places the organism in Eukaryota, Fungi, Ascomycota, Sordariomycetes, Glomerellales, Glomerellaceae. The record is from RefSeq and is a predicted model, not a curated record. Bases 1 to 957 code for a protein of 318 amino acids.